Moneuplotes crassus is the source of this 776-nucleotide messenger RNA. NCBI's taxonomy places the organism in Eukaryota, Ciliophora, Spirotrichea, Euplotida, Euplotidae. The record is from the annotation of a GenBank genome assembly.
AAUAAAUGGAGAGUACAACCAGUCAGAUGGAUACAGACUACUCUAAAGCUAUAGAAAGAGAGAAAUUGAUUUUGACCAAAGAUAAUAUUAUUUCCAAAAUACUCAGUAAAAGCCAUUACUUCAACUGUUUUUCAUACGAAUUGGACUGUGAGGAUUCUGAUGAUAGCAGAAAUAAUGAAGACUACGAUCCAUACCUUGAGUUAGAUUUUCAGUCAUCACACGAUCGGAAUUAUGGAAAGAAAAAUAAUUUUCUAAGUUCAUUUAGUGUCGAUUUAUUAGACUUCUCAUUUCCUCAGAAGAUGAAAGCAUUAAGCAUUAAUUCUCACAGAGAUACUUCUUUAAAAAUCCCUGAUACUUUCAAUACUAUCAUUCGGCUCAGCUCGAGGGUACUAAGGGAAAUAUGGGUUUCCAAUUUCUGAAUCAGUGCUCCCCAGUUUAAAAGAUUGAUGGUAGCAUAUAAACAUGUUCAUUCUAUACUCCUAGACUGUUGCAAAAUUUCAGUUCCUGCAGUCUUUGACUUUUCUAAGUUGCUGAAAAAUACCCACAUCGAGAAGCUUGAUUUUGCUUGAGUAGGAGAACCUGAGUAUUCUGACUGGGAGGGUAAUCCCCAAGAGUUUAUCAAUCUAAUCCAGGGACUAGCCACAUCUCUAGAUUUGAAGCUAAGUCUUAGAAAAAUAAUAGCAACCGGUUGUGGAGUUGAGAUGAAGAAAGUGAGAAAAAUUCUCCACCAAAAUGGAUUUUAUAAUGUCAAACUAAGAAAUGAAACUUUUGGAUAA